AUGACUACCCGAUAUCGCGUCGAGUAUGCGCUUAAGACGCAUCGCCGUGAUCAACUGAUCGAAUGGAUCAAAGGUCUCCUGGCUGUGCCUUUUGUCCUGCACUCCCAGCCCACCGUCAUUUACCAGAAUCAUAGCGAGAUUCUCAAGACCGUCGCAGCCGACACACACCAGCGCUAUGCAGAGAUCAUGCUGGAUGUGGAGAAUUUGAUCUCCGACCACAUCCAACACGAAGCGGCCGCACUCCCCGGAAAGUCGAAAUUGAAACUCCUCGUGCCAACCGUAGGAACAUUCUUCACGGCACUACAUCUCCAAGAAGCCUUCAACUACCAAGACGAGCGGCGCUUCAUAAGUCGUAGACGCUUCGUCGCCCCCUCCUUCAACGACAUCCGUUUGACCCUCAAUUCAGCCCAAUUGCUGGGUCUAGUCCGAUCCAGCACCGUCGAACUCGUCACCUUCGAUGGAGACGUCACUCUCUACGACGACGGGAAAAAUCUAACACCGUCCAACCCAGUCAUCUCACGCAUUCUACGCCUCCUCGCUCAAGACCGGAAAGUCGGCAUCGUCACGGCUGCCGGGUAUGAGGAGGCACCAAAGUAUUAUGAACGCUUAUAUGGACUUCUCGAUGCGGUGCACAGCAGCGCUGAUCUCACAGAGGCCCAGAAAGAAGGAAUUAUCGUCAUGGGUGGUGAGAGCAAUUUCCUCUUCCGGUAUGAUAGGACUCAGGAUUGUAAGCUAUCCUACGUCCCUCGUGAAGAGUGGCUACUGGAUGAAAUGAAUGCGUGGAAAGAGGAUGAUAUCAAAGAAUUACUUGAUCUGGCCGAGAACGCUUUGCGUACUUGUAAAGAUACGCUGAAUUUACCUGCUGCCGUGCUGAGGAAGGAUCGGGCUGUUGGUGUUUAUCCAGUUAAUGGGGUGAGGAUUAAUCGUGAGCUUUUGGAAGAGACUGUUCUUGUUGUGCAGAAUACUGUUGAGAGGUCGGCUGUUGGGGCUAGGUUGCCUUUCUGUGCUUUUAACGGCGGAAACGAUGUAUUCGUGGACAUUGGUGAUAAAUCUUGGGGUGUGCGUGCUUGUCAACAAUACUUUAACGGCAUUGAUCCGGGCAAGACACUGCAUAUCGGUGAUCAAUUCUUGUCUGCUGGUGCAAAUGAUUUCAAGGCUCGUCUUGCUUCAACCACGGCGUGGAUCGCCAGUCCCGCAGAAACUGUCGAUCUACUUGAUGAGCUGGAGGCUGCUGUUGCGGUCAACUAG
Molecule: messenger RNA, 1248 nt
Organism: Penicillium manginii
Lineage: Eukaryota; Fungi; Ascomycota; Eurotiomycetes; Eurotiales; Aspergillaceae
Gene: isn1
Product: IMP 5'-nucleotidase ISN1
Exons: 8
Coding region: 1-1248 (415 amino acids)
Biological process (GO): inosine salvage; nucleotide metabolic process; nicotinamide riboside biosynthetic process
Molecular function (GO): magnesium ion binding
Source: RefSeq, a predicted model, not a curated record